Molecule: messenger RNA, 600 nt
Organism: Python bivittatus (Burmese python)
Lineage: Eukaryota; Metazoa; Chordata; Lepidosauria; Squamata; Pythonidae
Source: RefSeq, a predicted model, not a curated record
UUUGUCAGAUGGUUCGUUUCAAAUCUGGCUUCUGGUGGAGCAGCUGGGGCUACUUCACUGUGUGUAGUAUAUCCACUAGACUUUGCACGAACUCGAUUGGGUGCUGACAUUGGCAAAGGCCCCUCAGAGAGACAAUUCUCAGGUCUUGCUGACUGUAUUGUCAAAAUUGCCAAAAAAGAUGGAGUUACUGGUCUGUACCAAGGAUUUAGCGUUUCAGUACAGGGAAUUAUUGUAUAUCGGGCAUCUUAUUUUGGAUGUUAUGACACCAUAAAAGGACUGCUACCAAAUCCAAAAGAAACUCCAUUCCUUGUAUCUUUUGCAAUUGCUCAAGUGGUGACAGUAUUUUCUGGGAUACUCUCGUAUCCAUUUGACACUGUCAGAAGACGCAUGAUGAUGCAGAGUGGAGAGACUGAACGUCAGUAUAAAGGAACCAUUGACUGCUUUAUCAAGAUAUAUGGCCAGGAAGGAAUAAAUGCCUUCUUUCGUGGGGCAUUUUCAAAUAUUCUUCGUGGGACAGGGGGUGCCUUGGUGCUAGUCCUUUAUGACAAAAUCAAGGAGUUUCUUAAUAUUGAUCCUUCAUUAGGCCGAUCAUCUGAGUAA